CAGAGAGUGCGAGGCAAAUAAACAUGUGGGGAAAUGCAUGCACGACAGAGGUAUUAAUCUUGGCAGCCGUGGUGUGUUUCGUGGUAUAUUUAUACCAAAGGUUCACAUAUGGCCGCCAAGGAGACCCUCUCUGCCCCCUCCCCCUGCCCCCGGGUGCGAUGGGUAUGCCCUUCCUGGGAGAGACCAUUCAGUUGAUGUUGAAAAAAGAAAAAUUUUACGAAGAAAAACAACGUCGACACGGCAAUGUAUUCAAGACCAACAUUUUAGCAGCUAAUACGAUAAGAGUGAUUGGCUCUGAGAAUGUGGCGAUCAUUUUGCGCGCAGAGAACAAUUUGGUCACCACCCACUGGCCCAAGAGCACUUACCGUCUUUUCGGACCAGGGGCGUUACACAAUAGCGUAGGGGACGUACACAGGCAAAAGCGAAUGGUCGUUAUGAAGGCGUUCAGUCCGAAGGCAAUGGGCACCUACGUCCAGCAGAUCCAGAGGAUUGUGCGGGGCGCUCUGCAGGACUGGUGUGUCAAGGACGAGGUGCUUGUGUACCCUGAAUGCAAACGACUUUCUUUUGCGAUUGGAACGGAGUUGUUAGUCGGUUUACAAUGUGACGACAACACCCUGACAAAUCUUCUCUCUGACCUAGAGACAGUGGUGGACAAUAUAUUUUCUCUACCUGUCAGUAUCCCUGGCUUUGGCUUGUGGAAGGGACUUCGAGCAAGGAAAAGAUUAGACCGUGCGCUUGACGCCCACAUCCGUAAAAAGCUUGACAAGUCUUUGGCUGACUGGGGAUGUAAACGGCCGUACAUUGACGCGCUUGACCGUAUGAUCAACGCCUAUCUUCUGGACGCGAAAGAUGAUAUCUACAUCCAAGAGUUAAAAGAUUCUGCGGUGGAAAUGAUGUUUGCUGGGCAUCAUACGACAGCGAGUGCAGCUUGUAGCCUUAUCUAUCUUCUUCAUGAAAAUCCUCUGGCAAGAAAAAAGCUCCACGCAGAACUCAUCCAGCACGGGUGGACUCGCGAUGCAACUGUGACAGACCUUGACCGAGUGACAUGCGUCAAAUACCUGGACCACGUGGUGAACGAAGUUCUGAGGCUAGUGCCUCCAGCGGGAGGUGCUUUUAGAAAAGUGCUGAAAACAUUUGAGCUUGAUGGAUACCAAAUUCCGAAAGGUUGGUCACUGGUUUACAGCAUUCGCCAGACUCAACACCAGUCGCCAUUGUUUUCUGACAGUAAAAUAUUCGAUCCAGAUAUGUGGGAGGACAACCCUGCUAAGGACAAACCGUUUGAUUUCUUUCCAUUUGGAGGUGGCAGACGACACUGUAUUGGGCGGGACUUUGCUCGCGUAGUCUUGAAAAUACUUGCAGCGGAACUGGUUACGACGACAGAUUGGCAACUUGCAGAAGAAGACCCCGUGUUCUCGCAUUUCCCCACGCCUAAACCUGUGCAUGGUCUACCUACACGAUUUAAAACGAAAGAGCAACAGAUUUGAUUGAAGAAUUAGGAAAAAGAGACAAUCAUAUAAUAUAUUAUAUUUAAUGUCACAAUGUAAUUUAGAUUUUUAUUUGCGA
This is a messenger RNA of Lingula anatina, 1563 nucleotides long. RefSeq names its product cytochrome P450 26B1. Gene Ontology annotation, biological process: sterol metabolic process. The record is from RefSeq and is a predicted model, not a curated record. Lineage: Eukaryota; Metazoa; Brachiopoda; Lingulata; Lingulida; Lingulidae. Gene Ontology annotation, molecular function: monooxygenase activity; iron ion binding; heme binding.